Ceraceosorus bombacis is the source of this 377-nucleotide messenger RNA. NCBI's taxonomy places the organism in Eukaryota, Fungi, Basidiomycota, Exobasidiomycetes, Ceraceosorales, Ceraceosoraceae. The record is from the annotation of a GenBank genome assembly.
AUGUUGCAAUCCGGAAAGACAACUUUGACUGGUUGUCAAAGGUUGUCGUGUUGGAGGAUUCUGUUCAGGUCACCUUCGUGCGGUGAGACACCACGAACACCACUGCACGGCGAGACACCACCAACACUACUGGGUGAGAAAUUACUUUCACUGCUGUACGGUAAGGAAGUUUCAGCUCACUCAUUGCCUGGUCUGCAGGAUGGCUGUCUAGCGUUGGUCCAUCUGCAAGGAUCAGCCUCGCGCUCAAAGGCAGGACAAGUGAAGAUAUUCACAAGUCGUCUCAGCAUUCUGGCGAAGAAGAGUCUGCAAAGAGUAUGAGCGUAUUUGUGCAUCUCUGUCUGAGACACUGGAGAAGGGGCCAGCCGAAUGGAAGCUGA